AUGGUACUUGCAAGUGACAGUCUGCAACAGAUGGAUGAAAUGAAAAGAGGAAUGUGGAAGAGACUUAUAGACAAGUUUAAUGUUAAAUCCCCUCAGGAUGGAGCAAAGGAGUAA
Molecule: messenger RNA, 114 nt
Organism: Staurois parvus
Lineage: Eukaryota; Metazoa; Chordata; Amphibia; Anura; Ranidae
Source: the annotation of a GenBank genome assembly